UGACAUUUUGUCUGCGCAACAGUGGCGACACUAUCCCGCGCAACAACAGUGUUCACGCUAUUUAUCCUCAGAAGUGAACUGUAUGAUCUUUUAAUGGAUUUUGAAGAAGUGUCAGUCGGUUCGCCCGCGUUAGAUAUGACUAUUGACCCGGAAAGGCAAAGAUUUCCUUUCUGCAUUGUCUGGACCCCAUUGCCUAUUUUGACAUACAUCAUGCCGUUUAUUGGACACAUGGGCAUUGCAACAUCGGUAGGAGUGAUAAGAGACUUUGCUGGUCCAUUUCAUGUCUCGGAAGAUAAUAUGGCUUUUGGAAAACCCACCAAAUAUUGGCAGUUGGAUUACACAAAGGCCAAAGGAGGCGUUCUGGGAUGGGAUGCUGCUGUGGCUGAAGCUAGCGAAAUUUAUAAAACUAGAAUGCAUAAUAUAUGUUGUGACAACUGUCAUUCACAUGUCGCAAAAGCAUUAAAUCUGAUGUCAUAUGACAACUCCACCAGCUGGAACAUGGUAAAACUUGCGUUUCUUCUUGUGUUUCAUGGAAAAUACGUAAGUGUUCUAGGAUUUCUUAAGACUUGGUUGCCAUUCUGCAUACUUGUCACGCUUGUACUUGUAUUAAGUCUGUGUAUAUAGUAAUAUCAUAAGUGAGAUAUGUAAAUCUCAAUUUUUUCAAAUUAUAUGUUUAACGCCAUGUCCAAGAUUUUUUAUGAGACUUUCUAUUCAUGUUAUAUGAGUUAUAAAAUUAGUUAUAAGAUAUUUAUAAAAUUGUUUUAAAUAUAUCUCAUUCACCUCUGCGGUUUAUCGGUAACCCGUGGGAAUGUAUUAAAACACAAAUUUUAUCUUACUCUUUUAGAUGUGUAACUGUAUAUAUUCGUCGAUAUAUGAAAAUUUAAGAAUAUCUAAGAUGUAGAGAUUAUUUAAAUUUAAAUAGAAUGGCACUUCUUCAUAUUACACAAUGUCUAUAAAAAAGAAUGUUGAAUUGGGCAAAAAAAAAUAUGUACAUAGUCAUGCCAUUUUUAACUUACUAUCUGUAAUAUAUGAAACAACUCAACUUUGUUAAUUUUUAUAUGUAUUUGUGUGUAAAUAAGGAUAUUGUUGCAAGAGCAUAAUAUAACAAUCUAAAUUUAUAUUUUUUCUUUUUUACUGUAUACAAUAAUAGUCUUUCACAUUAAAAAAAAUACAACACCUGAA
Pseudomyrmex gracilis is the source of this 1182-nucleotide messenger RNA. RefSeq names its product transmembrane protein 222. The record is from RefSeq and is a predicted model, not a curated record. Lineage: Eukaryota; Metazoa; Arthropoda; Insecta; Hymenoptera; Formicidae. Bases 94 to 624 code for a protein of 176 amino acids. The transcript has 4 exons.